Molecule: messenger RNA, 2250 nt
Organism: Ipomoea triloba (trilobed morning glory)
Lineage: Eukaryota; Viridiplantae; Streptophyta; Magnoliopsida; Solanales; Convolvulaceae
Exons: 3
Coding region: 1-2250 (749 amino acids)
Molecular function (GO): RNA-DNA hybrid ribonuclease activity; nucleic acid binding
Source: RefSeq, a predicted model, not a curated record
AUGAAUUUUCAGCUUCUGGCUCCUUUUACUAUUGAAGAGGUUAAAGCUGCACUCUUUGAUAUGGCUCCUAAGAAGGCCCCCGGUCCAGAUGGUAUGUCACCCUCCUUUUAUCAGAAUUUCUGGCCAAUAGUUGGGCAUGAUUUAUAUAUGUUUGUCUUACAUUGCCUUAAUACCUGUUCAUUUUCUGACGGCCUAAACACUACGAAUAUUGUUCUAGUCCCUAAGAAAAAAGUGCCAGAAAAAGUUUCAGACUUGAGGCCGAUUGCUUUAUGUAAUGUGGUUUAUAAGGUCAUGGCAAAAGUUUUGGCCAAUCGCAUGAAAGGAAUUUUAGACACUAUUAUUUCACCCACGCAAAGUGCUUUUGUUCCAAAUCGGUUGUUGUCUGAUAAUGUGAUUGUUGCGGGUGAAGUAGGCCACUAUUUGCGGAGGAAAUGUAACUGGUCUGUGGGUUGGGCUGCAUUAAAACUUGAUAUGGCUAAGGCUUACGAUCGAAUGGAGUGUUUGUUGUUUUUCAAGGACACCCAACAACAAGUGCAAAAGAUUAAGAAUUGUUUGGAGGAGUACUGUGCAGCCUCAGGGCAAGCUGUGAAUUAUGAUAAAUCCAAUGUGAUGUUCAGUACCAACACGCCAACAGAUAUGCGUUCCUUUGUAGCUGAUUGCAUGGGGGUGCAGGUGACUGAGGAUCUUGGUAAAUACUUGGGCUUGCCUUCUGUUUUGGGAAGGAAUAAAACUGCCAUUUUUCGAUUUAUUGAGCAAAGGAUUCGAGAGAGAAUUGGUGCUUGGCAACAGAAGCUUAUAUCGAAAGCCGGGAGGGAAGUGUUGAUUAAAAGUAUUGCACAAGCUCUUCCAAUUUUUACCAUGUCUGUAUUCUUAUUGCCGGGCCGUGUUUGUGAUACAAUUGAAAAAACUUUGAACCGAUAUUGGUGGAGUGGCAGCGAAGGCCGUCAGAAGGGAAUCCAUUGGUUAAGCUGGUCUCGUUUAAGUGUUCCUAAAAAGUGGGGAGGUUUGGGCUUUAAAAAAAUUGAUGAAUUUAAUAUAGCACUUUUGGUCAAGCAAGGGUGGCGUCUACUGCUGAAUCCAAAUUCGUUGCUGAAUCCAAAUUCGUUAGGAAAUAAUCCUAGCUAUAUUUGGAGAAGUAUUCUGGCCGGUCAACCAGUUCUAAAGUUAGGUGUUGCUCGUACGAUUGGCGAUGGUAAAGAUACUAGAGUGUGGGGAUGGCCUUGGUUGGCUGAUUCGACUAAUCCAAUGCUGCAAACACCUAGGUUUGAUAUGCUAAAUGAUGCCACUGUUUCUGGAUUAUUAGAUGAGCAAGGCAAUUGGGAUGAGGAGAUCCUGCAUGAUUUAUUUGAGACUGUUGAUAUAAGACGAAUCCUUGCAACUCCAGUAUCACUCCAAUUUAAGGAUACUUGGCGUUGGGUUGGGGACUUAAGAGGUAUGUACUCGGUCAAAAAUGGAUAUCAACUUCUUACUUCUCAAUCCAUGGCUGUCGAGUUGAAUGUCGCUUUCUCUGCAUGGGAUAGGUUAUGGAAGCUUCCAGUUCCUCCUCAAGUUAAAAAUCUACUAUGGAGGUGUGCUCGUAACAUUGUUCCGGUUCGUGAAGUUCUUAAGCAAAAGCAUGUGUACAUUGGUGGUGGUUGUCCUUUAUGUGCUAACGCGGUUGAGACAGUUGAACAUUUAUUCUGCAUGUGCGAAGUUGCUAGUCAAAUCCAGAGCUUACAACUCAACUGGAUGGAAUCAUUUUUAAAUCCCAAUGUCAAUGAACCUGUUAAUAUCCCCAUUGUUUGGUUCCCCCCUCCUCAAGGAUUUUUGAAGUGUAAUGUUGAUGCAGCGAUAUUUGAUGAUGGUGCAGGUUAUGGAGCGGUUCUUCGUGAUCAUCAAGGAAGGUUUGUGGCAGCCAGGUGUGAUCGUUUAACAUCGGUUCGAGAUCCUUUUUUGGCUGAAGCGCUAGCAGUUAAAGAAGCAUUGUCUUGGAUCAAGGAGGCUGGGCACAUUAAUAUUAUUGUUGAAACGGAUUGUUUAAAUUUUUGUCUUGCUUUUAAUUCACGUACUUUAGACUGUUCGUAUGUUGGUUUUAUAGUUAAGCAAUGCCUUUCUUUGGCAAAUGACAUUGGGAACAUUUUAGUUCGCCAUGUCAAGAGGUCAGCGAAUCAUGUGGCUCACGUGUUAGCACGGGCAACUGGUUCUUCGUCUGUCCUGGGUUCGUGGGUGUCUAACCCUCCUGAUUGUAUUGCUGAGUUGAUGAGUUAUUAA